Molecule: messenger RNA, 2226 nt
Organism: Colletotrichum phormii
Lineage: Eukaryota; Fungi; Ascomycota; Sordariomycetes; Glomerellales; Glomerellaceae
Product: HAUS augmin-like complex subunit 6 N-terminus-domain-containing protein
Exons: 2
Coding region: 1-2226 (741 amino acids)
Source: RefSeq, a predicted model, not a curated record
AUGGCGACUCUGCCAGCCAAUUCUCUGCUUGCACGGUCACGCCAGCCGCGACCGGGCCCGUCGACCAAGACCCUGAGCGCACCCAUUCACGCCUCGAUAUCAACGAGUACCGCGCCUACCACCAAUGUCUCCCUCUUUUUGACCAACCUGCGCUUGCUGGACUUUCCUUCGUUCCCAGACUGGCCAGAGUUCGAUGCGCAGACUUUCUCUGUGCAGAAAAAGCGCAUCCACUGCGUAGAAUGGACCCUCUACCAGCUCUUUGUACUCUGGGACCCAGAAGAGGCGCGGAAUAAGCUUCAACCCUUCUUCCCACCUCGAGACCAAGUUCAAUCCUUAAAUUUGCGAGCCGCCCUCCUGCGAAGCCUCGACCAGGCCAAGAAGAAUGGGGUCCUCGGACGAGAUGCAGUGGUCCGCAAGACCAUGCUAGACGAGUGCAAAGGGGAGCGAUUGGAAGAAGUUCUUGCCGUCUUCUCAUCCGCCGUUCUGAAAAAGAUGGUGGCCGAAGUGACAGAAGCCGAGCACGAGUACCCAGCUAUCGCCCAGCAAGUUGCGUUAGAAAACCGGGGUUACAGUGCCGAGCGAACGGAACUUGUGACCCUUGCGCUUGCUCACAGAGCCUCCAUCACCAACGCCAUGCUGCGGAAAGAUGAGGCUAGGAGAAAGUAUCACGAACUUGCUGGAGUGCUGAGCCAAAAAGAGGAAGGCAUUGUACGGAGGAAGGAGGAAAUCAAAGUCGCUCGAGUACUUUCAAGCACGCGAGACCUACCAGACCAUCUGAAAUCGGAUACAUGGAGGACAGUGCGGACGAACUGGGCCGGGAACGAGCAAUGGAUGGAGACUCUUCUCUACGGCGACUCCCACGCCCGGAAGGACGGCCUAUUGUCGGCCCCGUUUGACAGAGUCUGGCGACGCUUGGAGUCUAGUCGACUUACCGAGUUGGAAAGCCACAAUGCAGGCCUUUUGGAGCAAUUAGAUGGCCGUGUAAGGACACAGAGGGAGAGGCUUGCGAGAUGGCAGGAAUUCCGAAUCGACAUGUUUGGCGAACGGCGCAAAGCCAGUACGUCCAAAACGUCACAGCCUAUGAAAACAAAACGUGGCAUCGACCUCGGAUUCGACACGCACGAGAGCUUGCAUCUAGGAAAGACGAGCCCGAGAAAGCAGAUUGCCAAGAAGAGCAUCCCCUUGACAAGGAAUUACUCUAACCUUUUGGACGACUGUAUGGCAGAGUUGGCUGAAGUAGGCUCUUUGCCCGUGGUCAAGCUCACCGAGACGUUGGGCCCGCGGACUCGUCAACACGAGAAACCAGAUGGGAUCCUGGCUACGAGGGAGAGCCUCGGAGACGAGACCAUUUCAGAACUCAGCGAAUUAGAGGACGAUCUGCACGGAACAAAUCACUUGCCACGGCGUCCAUCGCUGCAGGAGCCCCAUCCCAGACGGCUCGAACGUCCCGCCAUCAAUCUUUCUUCCCGGACAAGCAGUUCUGACCUACCACCCCCGUUACCUAGCCCAUUGCUACUGCCACCAGAGUCGCAGGAUGAACUGGCUAUACCUCCGCCGACCCCCCCUUUACCGGAAGAAGACGACAUUACGGAGACACUACCUGACCGCAUCGCAAGCCCACCUCUGGAGGAACAAGGGGAGGCGGAGGUUCCGUUCGGAAGGGAGGACAGCUCACCAGAACCGCCCAAAUCUCCAACACAAGAGCUGGCAGACCAAAUUUUGAAGGACAUGGAUGUUGCGUCCCCCUCGCCUGUCAAGCGCUCCAAACCACGUCAUACCUUAUCCCUUGCAGAGCGGACACGGAUGUCGAUGGCUCGAUCUUCGCGGAGCGUCAGAUACGAUCCAGACGACGAGGAAGACGAUACGCUGACCCUGAGGCCAUCCUUCGCCAGUGCUAAUCGCCGGACUGGAGAAGUUACGAUUCACGUCACUGAUGAGGAUGACCUGGUUGCUCGCACACGGAAGAGCAUGGUUGGGUUUGAGGCCGCCCACCAGAAAGCACAGUUGGACAGACAAAAGUCAUUGAAGAAAUCACGACCUCGAGCCCGAACCGAAAGCCAUAUCCCCGUGGUUGAGGAGACGACGGAGUUGGACCCUGAUGCAUCCAUCCUUGCCGAGGAGCUGAUGGCUGUUGAAGACAUGGAGGCUGUGUUCCGCAGCCGGCCGAGGAUCAAGACGAGCCCGGCCCCCUCACCAUCCAGGAGACCGCUCGAGGAAACUCUGUAG